Messenger RNA from Argiope bruennichi, 1695 nucleotides. Its product is annotated as beta-1,3-galactosyltransferase 5-like. The transcript has 2 exons. NCBI's taxonomy places the organism in Eukaryota, Metazoa, Arthropoda, Arachnida, Araneae, Araneidae. Gene Ontology annotation, molecular function: hexosyltransferase activity. The record is from RefSeq and is a predicted model, not a curated record. Gene Ontology annotation, cellular component: membrane. The coding region runs from base 285 to 1334 and encodes 349 amino acids.
UGUCCGGUGGACGUCAAUUUCAUUUCAAGCAUGCAAAUUUACGACUCAAAACAAAGGAUAUCACGAUUAAGAAUUGCCUACUUAGCUGAGAAGUCAAAAACGGUGAAAUUUCACCUGCGGGCUGUUCUGCCAAUGGAAACUGUUCUUGUAGAAUGGAACCAGAAGAGUUAAGUAGGUUUCAGAAUACAGAUGAGGGAAAAGAACAGUUGUUCUCAAACCGAACAUUCGACUGACAGUCUGUCUUCAGCUCAUGUGGCAUUCUUCCUCCUUCCAUUGUACACUACAUGAAAAAGAUUGGUCGCCUACGAAUAAAAAGAAUUAUUUUCAUUAUUUUUUUCCUUUUCUCUUCUGCUGUGAUACUUUCAAAGGUAAUUACUAAAGACCCCACAAAAGAUGAUCCUGAGAUUUUCUCUUUACCACCCGCGGAAGAACCAGUUUUCCAACUCCCCAACACACCUGUGAUCGUUCCACCGUACUCUCAAUGGAUUGCAAAGCCUUGCAAAGAACCUCAACCGACUGUAUUGGCGAUUGUGCAUUCGUCUCCAUCUCAUCUGCUGCACAGAAGAGCUAUCCGUCAAACAUGGGGUUCUUUUCCACCCGGUCAGAAUAUGACAAUCAAAACAGUGUUCGUGGUUGGGAGAUCCAAACUUCCCAAGAUCCAACAGCGCUUGGAGAGAGAAGCAGGACAACAUGGCGACAUCGUGGCUUUAGAAAUGAUAGACUCUUACACCAACUUAACCGCCAAACACCUUGCUGGUUUGCGUUGGGGUCUGAAGAAUUGUCCAAGAGUCGCUUAUAUCAUGAAAGCAGAUGAUGACGCAUUGAUAGAUGUUCGACGUGCUAUAAAAGUCCUACAAUCCGGUUCUUUGGGUAGAAAUAUGCUAGCAUGUCGCAUUGUUCCAGAAGGUACUAGUCCCAGACGUUCCGGAAAAUGGAUGGUUACUCGACAAGAUUAUCCAUAUCAGGAAUAUCCCGAAUAUUGCAGUGGCCUGGCUUAUUUUGGGACAAUGUCGGCAAUGGCUGGAAUGUAUCAGGCUGCGACAUCAGGCAAAAUGCCUUAUCUAUGGAUCGAUGAUGUGUUCCUGACGGGAUUUGCUGCCACACAGGCUGGAGUCAAGAGGCUCGAUAUGAGUGUGUGGUUCGCUCGAACUGAUCAAGAUAUUAUAAAGUGGAUGAAAAAUGGCAAUGGAGAACGACAUUUUCCUUGGAUUGUAGCUGAAAUGAGUCCCCGCUAUUGGCCAACGGAUGCUCUUUCUCUCUGGAAUCGAAUUAAACAAGCAAAUAAUGGAAUACCAGAGCUUACUACGGAAUUUAAUUCUUUAGAACAGAAAUGAAAGACGAUUAAUUGUUCAGAAUGAAGUAAAGGUCAUUAAUUUUAUCACAAGAGUCAUAUAAAUGGCGCUAUAAACUACCAUUUUUCUUUUAUACAAGCUAAAAGUACAACCUUAUUGAAACAAUAGAAGAAUGGAAAACAUAAUCUAGCGAUUUUAUAGAACUUGUCAUAGAACUCCAUUAAUUCUUUAGAAUGAGGUAAAAGUCAUGAAUUUAAUCACCUGAGUGCUUUAAAUUCUCAUUCGUUUCCAUGGGCAAUUCUUUUAAACAGACCAAAAAUAUCUGUUCUGGAAAUCAUGUACAUAUUUUCCAAAUUUUUGAAUUUAUCACUUAAUGAUGUCUUUUUUAGACAUUUCUGUAUCA